Molecule: messenger RNA, 4960 nt
Organism: Canis lupus familiaris (dog)
Lineage: Eukaryota; Metazoa; Chordata; Mammalia; Carnivora; Canidae
Product: ankyrin repeat domain-containing protein 7-like
Exons: 8
Coding region: 509-1600 (363 amino acids)
Molecular function (GO): protein binding
Source: RefSeq, a predicted model, not a curated record
AGACAUAGGCAGAGGGAGAAGCAGGCUCCCUGUGGGGUGUGCGAUGCAAGACUUGAUCCCAGGAACCCCGGAUCAUGACCGAAGCCAAAGGCAGAUGCUCAACCACUGAGCCACUCACAGGCCCAGAAGACUACAUUUCCACACCCCAGAGGAUUUUGCAAAUGUCCCCAAAUUCUCAGUCAUCCCACCAACUUCUAAAGGGAAGCCAGCCAGCUCACAGGGGAUCUCAGAGAUUUGAGAGGCUUGGGCCUCCUCGCAUAUAUGCUUUGGGCACCCUUGGCCACUGCCCUCUGUGCGCAUGCGCAGGGAUGCCAGCUUCUGAGGUGCGCAGGCGCAUUCACAUUUAGCAGCGUUGCUAGGUUACACUGGUUCUGCGUAGGAAGAUUCUAAGUCGUUGGGCUUAGUCCCUGAGACAUUGAGGCGAGGCCCACUUGCCUUAUUGCUGGCGCGGGAGUGUAUCGCACUAGAGGCGGUGAAACCUGUGUCACUGAAGCCUGUCGGCUUCAUUAUGGAAAAGAGAUCUACAGCGCGGAAUGGGUGGGGCCUGCUGCGCUUCGGCUUCAACCUCAGGCCUCUGAGGGUCAGGUCGCCGCCUAUGACUAUGACUGUUGACAGCUUCCACAGCCCCGGUCCCGGAUACCACAUCAGAUAUCAAGAUCUCCGGGGAAUCCACAGAGCUGUGAUUGAGGGCGAUACAGAAAAAAUGCAGGAGAUACAGCAGUUGCUGGUUUUUGGUUUACAUGACUUAAAUAAAAGGGACAGGAAGAACAGGACGGCUCUCCACUUGGCGUGUGCCAUUGGGAGUGUAGAUAUGGUGAAGAUCCUGGUACUUUCUCAAUGCCAGCUAAACCUCCGUGAUGGAGAAAACAGGACAGCUCUCGUGAAGGCUGUACAAUGCCAAGAAGAGGCAUGUGUAGAUAUUCUUCUCAGAAAAGGUGCUGAUGUAAAUACUAAGGAUUUCAAGGACAACACCGCUCUCCAUUAUGCGGCCUAUGAGGGAAAUAUCUCAAUAGCACGCAAGCUGCUUUUGAAUAAAGGAGAUAUAGAGGCCAAAAACAAGGAUGGCCUCACACCGCUUCUAGUUGCUGUAAAUGAAAAAAAAGAGAAAAUGGUGGCAUUUUUAGUAGAAAAAGCAAAUAUAAAUGCAGUUGACUACACUAACAGGAGUUGUCUCCACUUGGCCUGUGCCAAUGGCCAUGAAGAUAUGGUGAAGCUCCUGGUAGAUCGGAAAUGCCAGCUAAACCUCCGUGAUGUUGAAAACACGACCGCUCUACUGAAGGCUGUACAAUCCCAAGAUGAGGCAUGUGUAGAUAUUCUGCUGAAACAUGGUGCUAAUCCUGAUCUAAAAGACAUCAAGGGCAACACUGCUCUCCAUUAUGCAGCAUUAGGGGACAAUGUCACAAUAGCACAGAAACUACUUUUAAAGAAAGUAAAUAUGGAGAUCAGAAACAAGGAUGGCCUCACACCGCUUUUACUUGCUAUAAAUGAAAAAAAAGAGAAAAUGGUGGCAUUUUUAGUAGAAAAAGCAAAUAUAAAUGCAGUUGACUACGCUAAAAGCUCAGAGCUUGAUGCCAGAGUCCGGGAAUUGAGCCCCACAUAGGGCUCCCAGCAGGGAGCCUGCUUCUCCCUCUGCCUAUGUCUCUGCCUUUCUUUCUGUGUCUCUCCUGAAUAAGGAAAUAUAACUGAGAAAAAAAAAUUUAGAGAGUCCAAGCAGAAACCUCUGAAACUGUCUCCAAGCCUUCAUUUGGUAGGGUAUACCAAAAACAACCCUGCAUCCUAGCAGAGGUGCAGUGGGAUAGUGCUAAAGGAUGAAAGGCUGGUGAGCUCUAUCACAUUUCUGCUUAAUUCACUAGUCUGGCCCAUUCAGAGACAGGAUAGAUUGUGGCAAAUAUCUGUAGUUACUGUCAACUUAAACAAAGAGUAAUUCCAGUCAUAGUUAUUGUGCGCCUCUUAUUGCUUCCAGAACAGAUUGAUAAGACGUCAGGUACAUGGUAUGUGUCACCACUGAUUUGGCAAAUGCAUUCUUUUCUAGUCCGCUAGUGAAUCAGAAAUAGUUCAUAUUCAUAGAGUAUAGGCAAAGUGUUCAUUCAUUUAAUUUGCCUCAGCGUUUUAUUAACUCAUGGAGCUAGACCAUUUGAACAUCCCCAGAAUAUGUCAUUGGCCUAUCAUAUUGACACCAUGCUAAUUUGACAUGAGGAUCAGUAAGAGGCUAUAACGCUUUGGGCCCUUGGUAAGACGGCAUGAAUUGACAUAUCCGUGAAGUUUUGAGGCAUCCAGUGGGCAUGCCAGGAUAUUCUCGCAGGAGUGAAAGAAAAAUUGCCACAUUUUGAAUACCUUUUCACAAAGACAGAAACUGGGAGACCUCUUUGGGUUCUGGAGGUAGCAUAUUUUACGCCACUAAUUCUCAAUGCGUUGGGGGUGGGGUGGUGGGAGAAGAAUUCUGCUCCUCAGGGAGCAUUUGGCAGUGUCUGGAGACCUGUUUUUUGACAUGUCAAAAGCUGUACAUACUUAAUGUAUCGAAUUCAGUGAGUUUGUGGAUAAGUAUAGACCUCUGUGAAAUCAUCAAUGCCUUAAAGCCAUAGUCCUACCCAUCACCUCCCAAAGUCUCUUCCUGGUCUCAUUAAUUAAUUAAUUAAUUAAUUGGUAAGAACACUUAACAUAAGCUCUACCCUCUUAGCAAAGUUUAAGUAUACAAUGCAGUAUUAUUAGCUAUAGACACUGCUAACAAUAGAUUCGUCUGGAGACAUUUCUGAUCCUCACAACUGAGGAUGUUGCUGGCAUCUAGUGGGUCGAUGUCAGGAGUGCUGGUAAACAUACCCAAGAGAGGCCUCCACAACAAUCCACCAUGUCCAUGGUACAAGGUUGGGAAACCUUGUCCUACAUUGAGUACUCGUUUCAUCCAUACACCUUGGUGAAACUAAGGAAUGCAAGACUUCAGUGGUCUCAGAGCAGAUGAAUUGUGCAGCAGGUGCAGGCUGUGCUUAGGAGUCCUCACUGCUUUGGUCGCAGGAUCCAGUAGACCCUAUGCUAUUCAUGGUGUCAGUGGUGGGGAAAAGUUGUACCGUGGAUCUCAGGGCAAGCCCCUGUUGGAGAAUCAGAGCACAGGCCCUUGGGGUUUUCUGAUCUUGAGUCCCCAUCAGAAGCUUGCCUGUAGAGGGGUCCUACGGGAGACAGAAAUGACUUGGUUUUAGUAUUCCUUCUGUGCUAAGUCAUUGGCUGGACACAGCCUAGCAGAGACACAAGGCCUUGGUGUGAGUGCUACGGUGGAUAUGAAAAUGUAGCAGCUGUCUACAUUUUGAGCUGCAGUUCAACUGUGCUCUCUAUGGUAGAUCCUCUAGAAGACAAAUCCAAAGAGUGCAACUCCCUGGCCUCUAUAUUAGUCUGGGUCCAAUCGGAAGACAGAUAUGACAUAGUAUUUUAAACAGUGGAAGUAAAUAUAAAGAAUUACUAAAUGAUGAUGAGAUAGUAAUGAGAAGGUGGGACAGAGAAGUCUGAAGACAGUACCACAGAAGAGCUAACUUGGGAGGGGGGGUCCAAAGUUGCUAAAGAAGGUGUGAUUGAAGCACGAUGGAUGGCAGAGAAGUUUGAGUCCUGUAUGUCUGACUUCCUCUGCGCAUCCAAUUACCAACCUCAACUCAUUUGUGUCCCAGAGGGUUGUUCCUGUUAGCCUGGAGAUUGAGCGUUGGCCCUGGCCCAUGUUCCGGUUUGCUUCCCUUCUUCUUCUUCUUCGUCUUCUUUCAUCUUCAUCUUCAUCGUCUUUGUGUUCUCCGUCUCCUUCUCCUCCUCCUCUCCUUCUUCUUCUCUUCUUCCUAUCUCCUUCCUUUCUCUUCCUCCCUUGCCGCCCCCGCUUCACCAGCAUCAGAAGUACUCUUCCCAGCUGUGCACUCCAGAGCAUGCAGUCCGGGCCUCAGCCAGUGACCUUUCUAAAAUGGAUACCAUGCCCCUAGCAAAUGCUGUUGACACCCUACUCACUCUCUGCAUCCAGUCCUUAGUCUUAACUCUGCUGUAUCCCUACGGGGUUUGUUGCAUCCUUCUGCAUGUGCAUAUGAUACACUGGAGGCCUUGCACUGCUCUGCUGGUCGGUGGGCUCAUUGUUCCCUGACCCUCCCUAUACAUCCAUUUAUCAGACAGGACUCCCUGCACUCCUGAAGGGUAGUUCCUGUUUGCAUGCUGAGUAGCACGGACUAGCUUUGGCCGGGCAACUCUGACUGCAGUUCCGACAUCUCCUUCAAUGAGACCUGAAUCCCAGCCUUGGGAUUUACCCAUUUGGGUAACCUUUCUUGGGUAAUCUUGCACCUUAGGGUAUUUGGAUUUCUUUUCUCAUCUUUAUAGUUGAUCUCCUGUUAUAGUUCAUCAUUUUUUAUAUUAAACGUUCCCUGUUGAAAUUACUAAGUGGUUUGUCUCUUGUUUGGAUCCUCACUGAUACACUAUCCCUUCUUUUUGGAAUGUGCUUCUCUCCCUCUCACUGGCUAACCCCUACUCGUUAAGUUUUAGCUUUGAUAUUGCUUCUUCCUGUGCAUCCAUCCCUGAGUCACUACCCUUAUUUUUACAUGACUCCGUAGGCCCUUUGUGCUCACCCUAAAUGUGGCAUUAAACUCGCCUCUACUCCAUGAACACCGCAAUGUCAUGUUUGUUGUUCCCUCACUGACUCCCACAAUGCCAGAAUACAGGUUUUCAGUACACGUUUCUGAUUUAAUUUUGUGGUCCCUUUGAGGUGGUUCUCCCAGGUCAGGAAUUUUUAGUAGACUAUGGCCCAGAUCAUCCUCAACACACUGGAGCCCUCAAAUUCUCAUCAUAGUUUAAUUACGACAUAAAUUCAGUUUUCCUCGGUAGAUAGAGUGGACUGCAAGGGAAGAGAUAUCCAAAGGAAUGAAUAAACAGUUAUGAAAAACUGUUGGUUGUUUUUAAAAGAUUUUUAUUUAUUUGAGUGUGAGAGAACACAAAUGGGGGUGGAGACAGA